Impatiens glandulifera is the source of this 636-nucleotide messenger RNA. Its product is annotated as huntingtin-interacting protein K. Gene Ontology annotation, biological process: protein stabilization; negative regulation of apoptotic process. The transcript has 4 exons. Lineage: Eukaryota; Viridiplantae; Streptophyta; Magnoliopsida; Ericales; Balsaminaceae. The record is from RefSeq and is a predicted model, not a curated record. Bases 70 to 402 code for a protein of 110 amino acids.
UUCAUUUCACAAAUAUAAAGUAGAAACCAAAACCCUAGAAUACGAGGAGCUCAAAGAAAACAGUCGGCAAUGGAGGCAGGAGACGAAGGUAUUGAAAGAGUAGUCGACUCUAAGGACUUGCAGCAACAGAGCAAAGCCUUCGACAAGCUCACCGAUCAUGUCGAAGAUCGCCAGCUUGAUUCCACCCGCGUUCAAGAGGCUAUGGCGUCGAUUGCCGCAGCUAAGGAAGCUGAUUUGAAUGCAAUGAGAUUGAGGGAGAAGGAACUGGCUGCUGUGAAGAUCAACGCUGCUGAGAUCGACAUAAUUGCAAAUGAGCUAGAGCUGGAUAAGAAGGUGGCUGAAAGGACUUUACGUGAACACAAAGGUGACGCUGUUGCUGCCAUCAGAUACUUGCUUCGCUAGGUGACCUUAACUAGGUAUUUGAUUUCUGUAACCAAAGGGAAACAAAUGUUGUCUUUUCAUUUGCAUUUUUCAUGGAGAGGUGACUAUUGAUCAUGUCUAUGCCAAUACCCUGCUGCAGCAGCAAUACUUUUUAUCGAGUUGAAACAUUAUGUUUUUGUGAUUUGUAUCUUAGUACAUGACUCUUAGUCUCUUACUAUGGAAAUUCUCCUAUUUGUGAUACGCAAUUUAUGUUCA